This is a messenger RNA of Eriocheir sinensis (Chinese mitten crab), 4001 nucleotides long. It is a transcript of the gene AlaRS, whose product is annotated as alanine--tRNA ligase, cytoplasmic-like. NCBI's taxonomy places the organism in Eukaryota, Metazoa, Arthropoda, Malacostraca, Decapoda, Varunidae. Gene Ontology annotation, cellular component: mitochondrion; cytoplasm. The transcript is spliced from 2 exons. Gene Ontology annotation, molecular function: nucleic acid binding; aminoacyl-tRNA deacylase activity; amino acid binding. The record is from RefSeq and is a predicted model, not a curated record. Bases 169 to 3762 code for a protein of 1197 amino acids. Gene Ontology annotation, biological process: tRNA modification; alanyl-tRNA aminoacylation.
UACUGAGGCCGUUAUCGCACAUCUGGAAGCGGUGCGGCGCCUGUCUCUUUCCUCCGAGGCCACUACACCGGCGGCAGCGACAUAUUUCCUCGUGUGUGGGCCUGAAAUAAGCAACACCGAAGGCUGCCUCUCAUCCUUAUCCACACUCUGAACCUCUAAACACACAAGAUGAAGAGCUGGGAGGUGCGUGAAGCCUUCCUGGAGUACUUCCGUAAAGACCAUGACCACACUUACCACCACAGCUCCUCUACCAUACCCCACGAUGACCCCACACUGCUGUUUACCAACGCAGGUAUGAACCAGUUCAAGCCCAUCUUUGUUGGGUCAGUGGAGCCCACCAGCCCCCUGGCAGGCCUGGUGCGGGCAGUCAACUCGCAGAAGUGCAUCCGGGCAGGUGGGAAACACAACGACCUGGACGAUGUUGGGAAGGACGUUUACCACCAUACCUUCUUUGAGAUGCUGGGCAACUGGUCAUUUGGCGACUACUUCAAGAAGGAGGUGUGUGCCUGGGCCUGGGAGCUGCUAGUAGACCGCUUCCGCCUGUCAAAGGACCGGCUGUACGUCACCUACUUUGGCGGUGCCCCCGACCAGGGCCUGGAGCCAGACCUGGAGUGCCGGCAGAUCUGGUUGGACCUGGGCCUUCCUUCAGAAAGGAUUCUCCCAGGCAGCAUGAAGGACAACUUCUGGGAGAUGGGGGAGACCGGGCCGUGUGGGCCUUGCUCUGAGAUCCAUUAUGACAGGAUUGGUGGUCGCGAUGCUGCCCAUCUGGUGAACCAGGAUGACCCAGAUGUACUGGAGGUGUGGAACCUUGUGUUCAUGCAGUUCAACCGUGAGGCAGACAGCUCCCUGCGCACCCUGCCCAAGAAGCACAUUGACUGUGGUUUAGGCCUGGAGCGACUGGUGUCCAUCCUGCAGAACAAGACUUCAAACUAUGACACUGACCUCUUCACACCCAUUUUUGAUGCAAUUCAGCAGGUGGCCGGAUGUGAGUCCUACAAGGGCCGUGUGGGCGCCGCUGACACCAACGGCGUGGACAUGGCCUACCGUGUGGUGGCCGAUCACCUCCGUACUCUGACAGUGGCCCUGAGUGAUGGUGGCAUGCCUGACAACACUGGGCGAGGCUAUGUGCUGCGGCGCAUCCUGCGUCGUGCAGUGCGCUAUGCCUCAGAGAAGCUGGGCAUGCGUCCCGGUGCCCUGGGCAGUCUUGUGGGAGUGGUGGUUGAGCUACUGCACAAACCUUUCCCAGAGGUGGCCCGUGAUCCCCAGGGGUUGCAGGAUGUGAUAGAUGAGGAGGAGCGACAGUUCCUUCGGACACUGGAACGUGGCCAGCGGGUGUUGGGGCGAGCAGUGCAGCGCCUUGGGAGUGCUGGCGGUAAAGUGGUGCCAGGGGAGGUUGCCUGGCGCCUCUAUGACACAUAUGGGUUCCCGCCAGACCUGACGCGCCUCAUGGCUGAGGAGCGGGGUCUAGGAGUGGACGAAACCGAAUUCGAGGAGUGCCGACGGGCUGCCCAGGAACGCUCUCGUGGUGGCCAGCAGGGGCAGGAUGACUCCCGCCGCCUUGAUGUGCACGCCAUUGAUGAUCUGCGUGCCCGUGCCAUUGCCUUCACGGACGACUCCCCCAAGUUUGCAUACUCUGCUGGCUGCGCCCCCGACUCUGACUACUACUUUGAACCGUGCAAGGGCCGUGUGGUGGCCAUCCGGUGCGAGGGCCACUUUGUGGAGGCUGCCUCCUCAGGUCAGCGCUGUGGAGUUAUGCUGGAUCGGACCAACUUCUAUGCAGAAAGUGGUGGCCAAGAACACGACGAGGGCUUCAUGACAAAGGUGGAUGACCCUGAAACAGAGUUCAAGGUGGAGGACGUGGAAGCUCGCGGCGGUUAUGUGUGCCACCUGGGCGUGGUGGAGGGCAGCCUCCGCGUGGGUGAUGAAGUGACACUGUCCCUUGACACCCACCGCCGCCGACACCUCAUGAACAACCACACAGGUACCCACAUCCUUAACUAUGCCCUGCGGCAGGUGCUGACAGCCGAAGCAGAUCAGCGGGGCUCCCUUGUGGCCCCAGAUCGCCUGCGGUUUGAUUUCACGAGCAAAGGUGCGCUGACCUCAGCAGAAGUGCGCCGUGUGGAAGAGAUGGCCCGGACCAUGGUGGAGGAGAACAAGCCGGUGUUUGCCAAGACAGCGCCUCUGGCUGUGGCACGCUCUAUCCAGGGCCUCCGAGCAGUGUUUGGGGAAGUAUACCCUGACCCUGUGCGGGUGGUGGCUGUUGGCGUACCUGUGGAACAGCUAGAGGCUGACCCCCAGGGGCCUGCUGGAGCCUCUACCAGCGUGGAGUUUUGUGGUGGCACACACCUGGUGCAGGCAGGCCAUGCCAGGGACCUUCUCAUCGUGAGUGAGGAAGCCAUUGCCAAGGGCAUCCGGCGAGUAGUGGCCGUGACAGGCCCCGAGGCUGUACGUGCCCUCUCCCGCGCUGCACACCUGGAGGAGGAAAUAAGCAGCCUCAAGGCCCAUGUUGAGGCUGAGCGGCCGCCACUGCGUGAAGUGGUGCGGCAAGUGACUGCCCUCCUGGACCAGGUCAACACAGCCCAGAUCCAGCACUGGAGGCGGGAGGAGCUGCGCCGCCAGCUGGAGCUCAUCAAGAAGGCCGAAGCAGAUGCUGACCGAGCUCGCAAGACAGCCAUUUCCAAGCAGGCAGUGCAGGCCACCCGGGAACUGCUGGCUGCCAAUCGUGAUGUGGCCUACUUGGUGGUGGAGCUGCCUGCCUUCGCCCAGAACAAGGUGCUAAAUGAUGCCCUCAAGGAGGUGAAGGGUGGCCCACCUGCCCUCUUCCUCAGUGCUGACCCAGAUGCCGGCAAGAUCCUGGCUAUGUCAGCUGUGUCUGCCAAGACUGCGGCCAGCGGCCUUCGCGCCAACGAGUGGGUUAAGCAUCUAGAGCCACUGCUGGCAGGGCGUGGUGGUGGGAAGCCAGAGUCGGCACAGGUGAGUGGCACCAACGUAGCUGCAUUGCCCGAGGCACUCAAGCUGGCCCACAGCUUUGCUCAGGAGAAGCUGGGCUGUGGCCCUGUCACCCUGGAUCUUUCCUCUGCUAUGUUGGACAAGGCUGUUGCCUCACCCCAGCCACAGAAACCUCAGGACUACGAGGCUGCCUUCCAUCCCACCACCAGCACUCCUCUGUUGUACGGGAACCCCAGCAGCGUGCUGUCCUUGCCAGCGCUGAUGGCAGCCCGCUUCUCUGGCACUAAGCUCAAGGUUGUAGACAACUUCCAGACAGGCAUCACCAACACCAAGCCGCAGUACACCUCCUUGUUUGGGAGGCAGACGGUGCCUGGCCUGCUGCUGCCCAAGAGCUCAUCCCUCACAGGCAGCCUGGCUGCUGCCUGGUACCUGGCCCCAGAGGCCAUGCGGGGCCGGGACCCUGUGGGCCAGGCUCAGGUCCUGGCCUGGAUGACCACUGCAGAGUCCCACCUCCUGCCUUUGGUAGGUGCUGCCCUGGAGCCCAAGAGUGGGGCACGGAAGAGCCUGGAGCAGGAGCUGCAUCGCUUGGAGGCCUUCCUGCUGCACAACACCUACCUGGCGGGGGAGCGGCUCAGCCUGGCAGACCUGUGUAUCUUCUCCGUCCUUGCACCAGCCGUCAAGGGUGGCCUGGUGCCAUCAGGUCGUAACGGUCUGUCAGCCGUCAUGCGCUGGUACAACACUGUUUUGCAUCAGCCUCAGCUAGACGACUUGCCCACAGUUAAGGGGGCUGCCAGCCCCACCAAAAAGCACUGAGUGUUGUUUAGGUUAGAUGAACACAGCUAGGCAAUUGGUCACAUGCCUUGUUAAUUAUUAUUUGUCAUUCUCCUUGUAGUUGUGCAUCAUUUGGGAAGCUUUCAUUGUUAUGGGAGGGUGGGGUGGUGCAGGGCCAGGCAGCAACCUUGCCCGUCCUCAACGGAUUACCUCUUAUGGUGUCUUUUCCAGGGAGGGGUAGACGUGUUGUUUUGUACCAUUAAUAAAGGGUGACAAACAUG